GCUCUGGUCGAUAACGAAAUGUGCUAAAUAGUUUUGCAUGCGAAGUGAUAAAUUAGUCGCUGGUAUUGUGAUUGCAAACUGUGGCUAGUCACUGUUCAUAAUGCUGUGCGGUCGGUAUCGGAAUGGAAAACUGCUGUUGUUGAGUUUCGUACUUCUACUGGCACUAUGCACCUACGUAUAUAAAAGGCACGGUAAGCCCACAAAGUCCCAUUACAAUGUAAUGGUAUGGUGGAGCCCGUAUGAGAAACAACUGGAUUAUCACAGGAAAUGUGGGGACGUAGAAUGUCGUUUUACAAGCGAUCGAAAAGCACAAAGGGACCUUUUUUUCUCUGGAUAUCUGUUUCACGGAAGAAAAAUUUCGAUUCAUGAUAUGCCAGAAAAACGCAAAAUCGACCAGUACUGGGGAUUGUACCACGAUGCGUCUCCUAAAAAUGCACCAUUUCUUCUGCACGGAUUGGACAUAUUCAACUUGUCAUCAACAUUUAGCCGACAUAGUACAGUUCCGCUUACAUUGCAAUCGUUUACAACCCUGGAAGAGCUGAUAAACUACAAAAAUAUGUACACUUUUGGGCUGAAAACGAGCUUCCAGAAGAAAAUGAAACUUGCUCCUGUUUUGUACAUGCAGUCCCACUGCGAUACAUUAACUGGUCGAGAAUUGUAUGUCAAAGAGUUAGGAAAGCAUAUAGCAAUCGAUUCGUACGGUAAUUGUUUAAAGAACAAAACAUUUCCGGAUGGAAUCACAAACGAUUCAAUGGAUAUUAAUGAUGUGCAGAAUUUCUAUGAUUUUGUAUCCAAGUACAAAUUUAUCAUUGUAUAUCAGGAUAUGAUAUGCGAAGAUUACAUUGCUGAUAAGUUUUGGAAAUCAUUGAGCUUGGGAAUUGUACCUAUCUAUUUCGGGGCACCCAACAUAAGGAACUAUCUACCCAACCCGAACUCCGCCAUUUUGAUUGAUGAUUUUGCUACUCCUUCAGAUCUGGCGCAAUUCAUAUUACAAGCAUCAAAUAAUGAAGAUCUUUACACAAGCUUCCUGUAUCACAAAACAUUGGACGUUUAUCCUAUAUCUAAUCAACUGUUAGUCAACGCAAUCUUCAAGGAAGACAUAUUUUAUUUAGAGGACAGAAAAACGCGAGGAAUAGCGGAAUUCGAAUGCACUGCCUGUGUGCAAAGUUUCCAUCAGGAAAAGCAGCAAUCUCAACAAAAUGAGCUUUCGUGUGAACUUCCGUUCUUUCCACCAGGCAAUUUUACUUGGAAGGCUCUUCCAAGGAUUCGAAAAUUUCUUGAGAGAGCCCGCAUGGAAGCAGCUAUUAUGCACAAAAUGGCUGGAGUUAGUGAGACAUAGCAAACCAUACGGAGUAUAAUAAGUUAAUCGCGUCCUUCAAAUCCUAGACUCCUUUGCUUCCCAUGGUUACUCUAGAGUCUAGAGAGAGAACCAUCGAUUUUAGACGAACUCAAGACAAACGGAAUUAGAUGAACUUGAUUCAAUAACUUCCAGAAUAUGAUAGUAAUCUCACCAAGUAAACCUAAAUGCUAACAGCUUGAUUCAAUUAUGGAACUAUACAUAAGCAAUAAAAAACCUCUUGUUUUUCAAGUUUUUUUUUCGUUGAUUAAAAAAAUGGCUAAUUUGCAUUUUUCAAGCACUUUCUUCGGAAACGGCUUAUUGGCAUAGAAAUAGUUGUUUAAAAGUCGUGGGAAAGAAAGGGUUAAGCCAAUAAACAUGCCAAAGAUGAAUGAUAACAAAUAUAUGCAAAAUCCAAGUAAUAUACCUAUA
Molecule: messenger RNA, 1768 nt
Organism: Aedes albopictus (Asian tiger mosquito)
Lineage: Eukaryota; Metazoa; Arthropoda; Insecta; Diptera; Culicidae
Gene: FucTB
Product: alpha-(1,3)-fucosyltransferase 10
Exons: 4
Coding region: 101-1339 (412 amino acids)
Cellular component (GO): membrane
Molecular function (GO): alpha-(1->3)-fucosyltransferase activity
Source: RefSeq, a predicted model, not a curated record